Messenger RNA from Vicugna pacos (alpaca), 2200 nucleotides. The record is from RefSeq and is a predicted model, not a curated record. Lineage: Eukaryota; Metazoa; Chordata; Mammalia; Artiodactyla; Camelidae.
AGGUGCUGGUGGUGCUGGUGGUGGUGGGUAGUCCCCGCCCCUGCUCCGAGCUCAGAGAGCUGGAAGUGGAGCUUGAGACCCUGGCCUCCUCAAAGACAGUAGAGACUUGGGAGAGGUGGACCAUGUGGACCCUGGUGAGCUGGGUGGCCUUUGUGACAGGGCUGGUGGCUGGAACACAGUGCCCAGAUGGUCAGCUCUGCCCUGUGGCCUGUUGCCUGGACCCAGGAGGAGCCAGCUACAGCUGCUGCAAUCCCGUCCCGGACACGUGGCCCACAGCACUGAGCAGGCGUCUGGGCACACCCUGUCAGAUUGAUUCCCACUGCCUUCCUGGCUACUCCUGCAUCCUCACCGUCUCGGGGACCUCCAGCUGCUGCCCAUUCCCAGAGGCCGUGUCAUGCGGAGAUGGCCGCCAUUGCUGCCCACAGGGCUUCCACUGCAGUGCUGACGGGCGGUCCUGCUUCCAGAGAUCAGAUUCCAACCUCUUGGGUGCCGUCCAGUGCCCCGACAGACGGUAUGAAUGCCCCAACUCGUCCACGUGCUGCACUAUGCCUGAUGGCUCCUGGGGAUGCUGCCCCAUGCCCCAGGCUUCUUGCUGUGAAGACAAGGUGCACUGCUGCCCCCAUGGUACCUCCUGUGACCUGGCUCACGCCCGCUGCCUCACCACCACGGGGACCCACCCCCUGGCAAAGAAGAUUCCUGCACAAAAGUCUAAAAGGGCAGUGGUCUUGUGCCCUGAUGCACAGUCCCAGUGCCCCGACGAUUCUACCUGCUGCAAGCUUCCUAGUGGAAAGUAUGGCUGCUGCCCGAUGCCCAAUGCCAUCUGCUGCGCCGACCACCUGCACUGCUGCCCUCAAGGCACUGUGUGCGACCUGAUCCAGAGUAAGUGCCUCUCCAAGGAGAAUGCCACAGACCUCCUCACUAAGCUGCCUGCAGAUACAGUGCAGGAGGUGAAGUGUGACAUGGAGGUGAGCUGCCCAGAUGACUACACCUGCUGCCGCCUGCAGUCCGGGGCCUGGGGCUGCUGCCCUUUUGCCCAGGCCGUGUGCUGUGAGGACCACAUCCACUGCUGUCCGGCUGGGUUUAGGUGUGACACAGAGAAGGGUACCUGCGAACAGGGGGCCCACCGGGUGCCCUGGAUGGAGAAGUCCCCAGCCUACCUCAGCCUGCCAGACCCCCAAGCCAUGGAAAGUGAUGUCCCCUGUGAUAACAUCACCAGCUGUCCCUCCUCCAGUACCUGCUGUCGCUUCAUGUCUGGGGAGUGGGGCUGCUGCCCUGUCCCAGAGGCUGUCUGCUGCUCGGACCACCAGCACUGCUGCCCCCAGGGCUACACAUGUAUGGCUGAGGGGCACUGCAAGAGGAAGAACAAGAUUGUUACUGGGAUGGCCAAGAUGCCUGCCCACCAGGCUUUGAUGUCCCACCCCAAAGACAUGGGCUGUGACCAGCACACCAGCUGCCCAGUGGGGCAGACCUGCUGCCCAAGCCUGAGCGGGGGCUGGGCCUGCUGCCAGCUGCCCCACGCCGUGUGCUGUGAGGACCGCCAGCACUGCUGCCCUGCUGGCUACACCUGUAAUGUGAAGGCCCGAUCCUGUGAGAAGGAGGUGGACUCUGCCCACCCUGCUGCCCAGCUGACCCACAGCCCUCACGUGGGUGUGGGGAACGUAGAGUGUGGGGCGGGACACUUCUGCCAUGAUAACCAGACCUGCUGCCCAGACAGCCGAGGGGGCUGGGCCUGCUGUCCCUAUCGCCAGGGCACCUGUUGUUUGGACAAGCGUCACUGCUGUCCCGCUGGCUUCCGCUGUGGGGCCAAGGGCACCAAGUGUUUGCGCAGGAAAGCCCUGCGCUGGGACACUCCUCUGAGGGACGCGGCCCCCAGACAGCUGCUGUGAGGAGGGAUUGAGGACUGAAGACACUCUGCAGCCCUCGGGACCCUGCUCAGAGGGUGCCCACUGCUCAGGCCUCCCCAGCACCUCCCCCUGCCAAAUUCUCCCAGACCUUCCCUUCUGAGUCCCCUCAUCACCAUGGGAGAUGGGACCUCAAUCUAAGGCCCUCCCCAUGGGAAGGGGGGCUGUGGCAAAAGCCACAUUUCAAGCUGCCAUCCCCUCCCCCAAUUUCCAUGGACCCUGUGGCCAGGUGCUCUUCCUUAUCUACAGGUGUGCGUGUGUGUAUGUAGUGCUGCAGUAAAGUUUGUACACUUUCUUAA